AUGUUUCGCCGCGCGCUGUCGUCGGUAGUGGCGCAGGUUGGGGCGCAGACGCGCAGCGUGAGCGAGAAGGUCACGACGGGGCUGGUCGGGCUCAAGGUGGACCCCCUCGCGCGCGAGAAGAUCGUUCAGCGCGCGAGCCUCGUCCUGCGGUCCGUCGGGCACCUGCCCGAGGGCGCGGGUUUCCGCACGGACACGGAGGAGACGUUUUCGCGCAUCAGGGAUGUGUGUCAGAACAAGAAGCUGAACGACAGGCAGGUGGAGCAGACGCUGGGGCGGGGCAACCUGGAGCAGGUGCUGGCACAGUGCGAGGACCACUUGAAGCUGAUUCCGACCAUGCGGGAAGAGAAGCCCUGGGAGGUUCCAAAGGAUCACCUCCUGGAGGUCCGGUACUGGCGCGCGGACGAGCCUCCCGCGCCCCCAGUGCCCAAGUAG
Messenger RNA from Pedinophyceae sp. YPF-701, 432 nucleotides. Lineage: Eukaryota; Viridiplantae; Chlorophyta; Pedinophyceae. The record is from the annotation of a GenBank genome assembly.